AAAGUGUGCGCAGCUGGGUCGGAGGACGCAGAAGGGAAUAAAGAGGAGGAUAUUGGGAUUAUACUUGAUUUCGGGGUGAAACAGUCUAUUUACGCACUUGGAGAUAUCCUCGGGAAGCAACGAUUUACCCGCCAGUAAUGACAGAGGAGAAGUCCUCCACGGAGCAUGGGUCGGACUCGGAGCCCCCGACCUCUCCGGCGGGGUCCGACGCCCAAGAGGCAGCGCCCAAAACGGAGAGCAGCGCGGCGGCUGAGCGCUUCCCAGCCUGCAUCCGGGACGCGGUGUCGCAGGUGCUGAAGGGUUACGACUGGUCUCUGGUACCGGUGCCCUCACACGGGGACAGAGGGCUGAAGAGCAAACCCCGGGUGAAGCGGCCGAUGAACGCCUUCAUGGUGUGGGCUCAGGCUGCUCGGAGGAAGCUGGCGGACCAGUACCCUCAUCUGCACAACGCGGAGCUCAGCAAGACUCUGGGGAAACUCUGGAGACUUCUCUCUGAAACAGAGAAGCGUCCCUUCGUCGAGGAGGCCGAUAGGCUGAGGAUGCAGCACAAGAAAGACUACCCGGACUACAAGUACCAGCCACGGAGACGCAAGACUACCAAACCGGGGCAGGGGGACUGUAGACCCGGACCGGUCCAGCAGCAGCAGCAGGGCUUGUACAAGACAGAACCAGGUGUGGCCAGGCUGUCUGGCACAGGGGAAGUGCACCAUCAUUACCACCCAGACAAGACAGGUCAGUCUCAUGGACCUCCAACACCUCCCACGACCCCUAAAACCGACCUCCACGUGGGGAACAAACAUGAAGGCCCGCGGCCCGUGGACAGCAGCUCUGGCUCCGCCCCCCCAACCAACCGUCAGAACAUUGACUUCAGUAACGUGGACAUCUCGGAGCUCAGCACCGACGUCAUCGGCACCAUCGACGGAUUCGACGUCCACGAGUUCGACCAGUACCUACCCCCCAACAGCCACGGCUCCACCCUUCUGACCCCGCCGGACAGCGGCCACGGACACAGCAACCACCCCGGGUCCUUCCUCCUGCCCGGCAUCCACUCUCACAGCAUCCCCAUUUGGACACCCAAGAGUGGGACUUCCACUGGCGUGUCACCGUCCUCGUCCAGUCGUGACCACAGCCAAAAAACUCAGAUUAAAACUGAGCAGAUGAGCCCGGGUCACUACGGCAGCUCCUCCUCCUCCACUCCCCCACCUCCACAACCCGAGUACACGUCCCUCAGUUCCUCCACUUCCCCCUCCUCAUCCUCCGCCAACCAAUCUGACUACACCGACCUCCAAGGCUCCAGUAUCUACAGCGCCUUCUCCGGGUACCCCGCCAGUCUGUAUCAGUACCCGUACUUUCACUCCUCUCGCAGGCCCUAUUCCACUCCUCUAAUCAACAGCCUGGCCUUGGCGCCACCUCCGCACAGUCCUCCCUCUGGCUGGGAGCAGCCUAUCUACACAACCCUCGGCAGGCCUUGAAGAGGAGGAAACCCCCUCAUGUGUUUGGUUAUAUGGACCAAAGCUUUAAUGACUACACAGAUUGGGACAGAACAGUAGCCCGCUUUAAUGACUUUUAAGAGAUUUGUUGACUUAAAAUGUUAAUUCCUGAGGUUUUGACAAGUGUGUAUUUCUAAAGGACAGCGGUGAUAUCUUUUGGUCAAAGCUUCAUAUUGC
Molecule: messenger RNA, 1667 nt
Organism: Anoplopoma fimbria (sablefish)
Lineage: Eukaryota; Metazoa; Chordata; Actinopteri; Perciformes; Anoplopomatidae
Gene: sox8a
Product: SRY-box transcription factor 8a
Exons: 3
Coding region: 138-1472 (444 amino acids)
Biological process (GO): morphogenesis of an epithelium; neural crest cell development; negative regulation of transcription by RNA polymerase II
Cellular component (GO): nucleus
Molecular function (GO): DNA-binding transcription factor activity, RNA polymerase II-specific; RNA polymerase II cis-regulatory region sequence-specific DNA binding
Source: RefSeq, a predicted model, not a curated record